AUGGCUUUAUCACGAGUACAACAACAACAACAACAACAAAAACAACCUGAUCCGGAUUGUAAUUAUAAUAUUACUCAAAUAAUUCAAAGUAAAGGUUAUCCAUGUGAAGAACAUAAAGUAACUACAAAAGAUGGUUAUAUUCUUGGUGUAUUUCGUAUUCCACACGGUCGUAAAUCAACAAAACCAGGUCGACCUGUACUUCUUCAACAUGGCCUUCUUGAUUCAGCAACAACAUGGGUAAUGAAUUUUCCUGAUCAAAGUCUUGGUUAUAUUCUUGCUGAUGCUGGUUAUGAUGUUUGGCUUGGAAAUAUGCGUGGAAAUUAUUAUUCUCGUGCACAUACAAAAUAUGAUCCUAAUCAUGAUGAAGAAUUUUGGGACUUUAGUUGGGAUGAUAUGGCAAGAGAUGAUCUUCCAUCGAUGAUUUACUAUAUUUUAAAUGUAACAAAAAAUACACAAAUCGGUUAUGUUGGUCAUUCACAAGGAACCAUGAUUGCCUUUGCUGAAUUUGGUCAUCCAGAUAGUGUUUUACAAAACAAUGUAAGCUUCUAUGGUGCUUUAGCUCCUGUUGCGCAUGUCGGACAUAUAAAAUCACCAAUACGAUAUUUAUCAUCAGCAACUAUCACAAAAGAUAUAGAAAUUUUUUGGCAUUUAUUAUUUGGUAGAAAUGAAUUUCUUCCAUCAAGUUAUAUAACUAAAUGGCUUGGAACAUUUGCUUGUGGAGAAGUUAUAAUCGAUCGUGUCGUUUGUGAUAAUAUUUUCUUUUUACUUUUUGGACCAGAAAAAAAAAAUUUAAAUGAAACACGCAUGCCAGUCUAUGUAUCACAUGAACCGGAUGGAACAUCAGUCAAAAAUAUGAUUCAAUUUGCACAAGGCGUACAGACAAAUCAAUUUCAAGCAUAUGAUUAUGGUUCACCAGAAAAGAAUCAAUUACAUUAUAAUCAAACAACACCACCACCCUAUUCUAUUCGUCCUAUGAAAGUACCAACAGCAAUAUUUUCCGGUGGUGAAGAUUGGCUUGCCGAUCCAGAUGAUAUGAAUUAUAUUUUUGAUAAUAUUCAAAGUCUUGUUUUUAAAAAAUAUAUCCCAGAUUAUAAUCAUGUAGAUUUCGUUUGGGCUUUAUCAGCAAAUAAACUUAUUUAUGUUGAUUUACUUAACGUCAUGCAAAAAUAUCAUCCAGCUAACUAA
Messenger RNA from Adineta steineri, 1185 nucleotides. The record is from the annotation of a GenBank genome assembly. NCBI's taxonomy places the organism in Eukaryota, Metazoa, Rotifera, Eurotatoria, Adinetida, Adinetidae.